GAACGAAUCGUUCAAGAACGACCCAACCCCUCACUCGAGUAAUUGUCAGUGAAAAUCCCUGAAGUAAACACCCAAGAGACCCAACAGGGAAUAAAAGUUUUAUAACACGCAGAAAAUGUCGUUCAUCCCCGGCCAGCCUGUCUCAACGGUUGUGCAACGGAUUGAGAUUCACAAACUACAGGAUGGUGAUAAUGUAAUAUUAGGAUUCAGCAUUGGAGGGGGAAUCGACCAAGAUCCAAGCCAGAAUCCGUUUUCCGAAGACAAGACAGACAAGGGAAUCUAUGUCACACGCGUAUCUAAAGGUGGACCUGCAGAGGUGGCUGGUCUCAGGAUGGGAGACAGAAUCAUGCAGGUGAGCGAUCCGAACCGGUCAACCAUAUUAUAA
This is a messenger RNA of Sinocyclocheilus grahami, 385 nucleotides long. RefSeq names its product tax1-binding protein 3-like. The transcript is spliced from 3 exons. The coding region runs from base 116 to 385 and encodes 89 amino acids. The record is from RefSeq and is a predicted model, not a curated record. Gene Ontology annotation, molecular function: protein kinase binding. NCBI's taxonomy places the organism in Eukaryota, Metazoa, Chordata, Actinopteri, Cypriniformes, Cyprinidae. Gene Ontology annotation, cellular component: cell junction; basolateral plasma membrane. Gene Ontology annotation, biological process: embryo development; receptor clustering; establishment or maintenance of epithelial cell apical/basal polarity.